UUUAGGAAGAUUUACACAUUGCACUCUUCACCCUUUUACAUGCUACAGUCUGACAAUUAAUUUUCAAAAAGCAUCAGUGUUAAAAAAAAGAAAAAGAAAAUGCAUUUUUUUUUUUCCUCAAUAAAGAACGUUUCAAAUCUCAAUAAGGAUCAGAAGGACAUGUAAUUAUCUAUCAUACACAGCAUGUGUGUGUGGAUUAGGAGGAUCAAACUCGUGGGAGGAUUCACACAAGCUUGAGUGUCUACAGCGGAUAUAGGCUUUUCAGAUCAGACACUCAAUGGAAAAUGUUUCACAUGCUCGUUUUGUUCUGUUUGUGCUGGAGACGGCUGCUAGGUGUGUUUGGUGCUGAAACAAAUGAACUACAGUCAGUGAUGGAGGGAGAUUCUGUCACUCUAAACACUGAUGUUACUGAAAUACAUGAAGCUGAUGACAUAUUUUGGAUUUAUAGAGAUCAAAACUCUCUUAUAGCUAAAAUCAACAGAGAAAUUCAAGUUUCCUCCAUAUAUGAUGAUGUUCCUGAUGGGAGAUUCAGAGACAGACUGAUGCUGGACGAUCAAACUGGAUCUCUGACCAUCACAAACACCACAACUGAACAUGCUGGAGUUUAUCAACUACAGAUAAGCGGAGUGAAAGAAACAUUAAAAACAUUCAGUGUUUCUGUCUAUGCACGUCUGCCUGUUCCUACCAUCACCAGAGACUGUUCAUCAUCAUCUUCAUCAUCAUCAUCACAGCAGAAUUGUUCAUUGGUGUGUUCAGUGGUGAAUGUGAGUCAUGUGACUCUCUCCUGGUACAAAGGAAACAGUUUAUUGUCCAGCAUCAGUGUGUCUGAUCUCAGCAUCAGUCUCUCUCUACCUCUGGAGGUGGAAUAUCAGGAUAACAACACCUACAGCUGUGUGCUCAACAAUCCCAUCAGCAACCAGACCACACAUCUGGACAUCAGUCAACUCUGUCACACAUGUGCAGCACCAGUCUCUCAGAUAGCGCUGAUCUCUGCUGGAUCUCUGUUGAUUUUAGUUGCAUUCGGGAUCUUCUGCAUUUGCAGGAAAUAUAGAAAAACUGAUCAAGGCAAGCAUUACCUUCUGCUUUUAAGAAAACACGGGAAAUAUUCUCAAAGUUGAUGAUGCAACAGUUCAGAAUCAUGAUGAAGAGAUCAUUUACACUAAUCUGACCUUCUACAAAAGAAAUCCACAAACAAUGAGGGCUACAGAGGAGAAUCAUGUGGACUAUGCACCUGUCUGCAUAAGAUGAUGAAGCUUUCCGGAGUACAAGUCCCUUUCACUACAUGUUUGGAUUCAGUAUGUAAUCUCUGAUCUUUAGACAUUACAGACAUUACAUUGUUUAGAAUCCACUCUGAUGUGCAGGGGUCUGAAAUAAUUUAUUCUGGAACAAAAAUCUAAACAUUAACAUUCAUGGUAUUAGGAUAAACUUCACACCAAUCUCACUGAGCAGCAGCUGUUUGAGAGUCUGAGUGAAACCUGUUAUGGUCUUGCUAAUGUUAUUAUGCAAGUGCAUAAGUGCCUAUUAUUGAACAUUUGUGGUUGCUGUGCAUUUUAGAGCAUGUUAGAGGAAGAGCGUGUGGUCUUUUUUUCCAUUCCUGGCUGCUAUUCUGAAACUCAUUGUUUACCACAAUAUGCAUGAUCAUCCAUGAUAAUAAAUUAUCUCAAAUCAAAGAGUGAUUAACUGUGAAACCUUACUGUGUGAAAUGUACAAAUGUCAUGUAUUUCAUUUUGUAAGUGAGAAAUUAAAUAUUUAAGUACAUAUGCUUGCUUGCCUCGCUUUCAGGCUACUUGUUUUUUUUUGGUUUCCAAGGCGUCAAUAGCUAGAAAGUCUAUCAGGAAUCAGUUAAGACCAGUGUCAAUACAAUGGGCUAGAUGAAUCAAAUUAAUUAUUUAUUUUUUAUUUUUUAUUUUUUAUUUCAUUUUAAUUUUUGAUGUGGUGAUGUCACAAAACUUUAUGAGGUCCUUCAGGGCACUGCACCACUACAUAUCAAGUUUUGUACAUGCCAAUUCAAUUGGUAAAUAUAGCAUUUUAUGACACAAUUCUAAAUGGCUGAUGGCCAAAUAUGGUAAAAUUGAGUAUUGUUCAACUCAGCAUGCUGUGUUGAAUCUAAACAGACAAAUCUUGUAAUUUUUAACCCUUAAAGAAAAGAAAAACAUCACGGUCUGAGAGAUAACACUUUAUCAAACACUAACAUUUUUAUAUUGUUCAGGCUUGCAUGGAAAAACCAACAUGGAUCUGUAUUG
This is a messenger RNA of Onychostoma macrolepis, 2243 nucleotides long. RefSeq names its product natural killer cell receptor 2B4-like. The record is from RefSeq and is a predicted model, not a curated record. The transcript is spliced from 6 exons. The coding region runs from base 285 to 1118 and encodes 277 amino acids. NCBI's taxonomy places the organism in Eukaryota, Metazoa, Chordata, Actinopteri, Cypriniformes, Cyprinidae.